CGGAAAAGAGAAGCAGAAAUCAUACACAGAUUGAUAGGGGAUGGAUCUUAACGGUGCUGUUAAUCCUCAGAAUCAACCAGACCCAAGGCAAGCGGGUCACAAUUUUCGUGGGGCAAUAUUGCACCAUUGUAUUUUUUUACCAGUCAUGGCCAUUUUAGGCUGGCUAGUCCAACUGAAGUACACAUCUGCGACUGCAUCUCCAUUCGUCACCGACUAUGUUACCAUUCGGAUGUUUAUAGUCGCUUUCUUGGUUUACUUUGGGUUCUUGACUGUGGAGAUAUUAUUAGCCCAUGCUCCCAAUUCAGAUUUGGGGGAAUUCAUCAAGAACAUUAUCUUCUUGUUCGGAACGCUUGCCUCGUUCUUGCUUCUGCUUAUCCUCGUUCGAGAUUUCGGGUUGUUUGCCCUCGUCUUGUGGACGAUUUAUCUUGUGAGGGAUGUUGCAACUAAGAAGUCGUACAGAAAUGCAGUUUGUGAUGUCUUCAACAAAGUAAGAGAGAUGAUUAACGGUCACUUGGUGGAGAUUAAUGGUGUACAAUUCCAACCCCCACCACAUAUCGUUGUACAAAUCCAAGAUGCGGGAGAACCGAAUGUUCUUUGA
Molecule: messenger RNA, 598 nt
Organism: Rosa chinensis
Lineage: Eukaryota; Viridiplantae; Streptophyta; Magnoliopsida; Rosales; Rosaceae
Exons: 2
Coding region: 41-598 (185 amino acids)
Source: RefSeq, a predicted model, not a curated record